GCUUCCGUAGUUGCACUAGUUUAGCUAGCUUGAGGCUAGCAGCAACAUUUUAAAGUCAGUGAAAGGAAUCGUAAAAAGGAGUGUAACGCAGUUUGUCCCCGAUCGAAAGGGCUGCCUAAGUGGCAUAAAGAGAUGUGUACAACUCUGAAAUCAAUGUGCCUUCACAGGUUGGACAAUGGUUGUGAACCUCUGCCUGCCUCACUUUCAUACGACAGCCCACUGCAACAAGCUGUGUGCUGAUGGAUAUGAUGUCACAAAUCUUGUGUCAUCAGACCCCUCUGUGCGAAGGCGGGGCUUCAAGCUGGAGUACUUCCUGCGUCCACCGGUACAGGUGACACUGAAGUUUGGUUUCCAGGUGGAGCUGUGCAGGGUGGAUGUGGAGCUGUGGCCCUGGGGUAUGGACCGAGGACAAGCCUGCAAGAAACUAGAGAUAAGCACCAGCUCUGAUCCACUAUCUCCACCAGUCCAAAACUGCAAAGCAGCUCAGCAAAAGGAGAAAGAAGCAAGGGACCAAAAUAAACAGAAGCAAGAAAAGCCACAGGAGUGUGGCAGUAAAUACCAGCAAAGUAAGGGCCAUCAGUGGAGUCUUCAGGCCAAAGAGUGGGGUAGAGAGGCAAUAGAUGAACCUGAGCAAAAACACCACACAUACAAACAUCAGACAAACACUGAAUCCAGUAAUAAUGAGUCUGAGUUUAAACUGGUGGGUCGUUGUGAACUAAAAGAAGAAACCAAAGUGUGUUUCGCACAUUCACGUUUCCAUCCACGGCCUCCAUUCCUCUCCCUUCCACCUGCGCAACCUUCAGACUGUCGGCAAGUGGAGCUGUGGAGCCGGGGUCUGCUUUCCUUGGGCGCUGUGACACAACUGCGUGUGACUGUGCCUUUUGGCGGUGCUGGAUCUGCUCUGGGACUCAAGUCUUUGUCUGUGUGGGGACAGCCUGCUCGCUGUUGUUGUUCAGAAGAUGUGGAGAGAAUUAAACAAGCCCAUGAGGCCAACGACAGACCGCUGCCACGCCCUGUGUUUUUGGCCCCCUCAUGCAAACCAACCAAACAGCCACAGCAAGUAGCAACACCUCAAAGCGUUUCAAUCCCCGAAGAGUUCCUUGACCCCAUAACUCAGGAGCUUAUGACGCUACCAAUGCUGCUGCCCAGUGGUGUGUCUGUAGAUAACACGACCUUGGAGGAGUAUCAGAAGAGAGAAGCCACUUGGGGGCGACUACCCAGUGACCCCUUCACUGGCGUACCAUUCACUGCAUCCUCCCAACCCCUUCCCAACCCACAGCUGAAGAGUCGCAUUGACCACUUCCUCCUGCAGAAAGGAGAGAUGAGGACAGAUGGGAAGCUGGGGAGACAAAUGGAAGGAGAAAAUCCACAUCCAUCAAGGCUUGUGGCAUCUACAGUAGAAAGAAAAUCACUAAAGUCUCUGUGUACCGGUGAAAGUUCCAUGAACUGUACUGCUCUUGAAAGUAACACUGGUACAGGAAGCACAAAAAGGACUAGAGAAACGGAAGACUCAUCCAACCACCAGUUUCUUAACAAAUAUACUAAAUUAGAGUUGGACAGAGAAAAGAAAGAAGAUCCUAAUAGAUUUCCCACAGACUCAACAGAAACUUCAGAUAGUGGAGCUGAAAACCAACCCCCUGAAUCAAAAAGACCAAGAAAUGACGAGGCUUCAACCCCCACCUGCAGCUCCCAUGAGCAGCGUUUGUCAGCCAGCCUGGACGAGGCCCUGUCCUCCGCCCUGCGAGGCCGACCCUCCUUCACAUCAAACCUGUCCCAGCAGAGACGGGUUUGUCCUGACCCUGAGGCACUGGACCAGCCUCAGCACAGUCAGAUUAACAGCACAGCAAGUAUCAUAACAGGUGACAAGACAUGCUGUGCUUGUUCCCGUUCACUGUCUGUUUACUCCUCCUCUGCCUCCCCCGUCUACAGCCUCACCUGUGGACACUUGCUCUGCCGCAUCUGUCUACAACAAAGGCGAUCGUCACCGCAGCUCCACUCUGUCACUACCUCUACAUCCAAUCACAUCCUGUGUCCCACCUGCCACAGCUGUACUCUGCGUGGUGAUGUCACACGUGUGCAUCACUGACAGAUGGCAUAACAGACCAACGUACACCUUCAUAUUCAAAGGAGGUCAGGGCUGUCUCAAGCCUUUUCAUAGAGGACUUAAGUGUCGCAGCCUUGUACAGAACAUUUAUGGAUGUCUUGAGAUUGAACAAGGAAGGGUUGGAGAAGAGACGCACCGAGAGCAACAGGACAGAAGAAUUCAAGUAGGUUUUCCAAGGCUGUAGGAUCAUUGUGAGGAAAUAGACAUAGCCUUGCUCACCUUUUCAGCUGACCACCGAAUUUCAUAUCAACCCUGGCCUCAUCUCAGGUCCAUCUCCUUCUGCUACAUCUUUUCAUCUACCCACGUGUGUAAUCCAAUAGGUUCUGCUGUCGUAAGUAGAUAAUAAAUGGAAAAUAGUCUAAUAUUAGUGACCUGUCUGUAGAUGUACAUGUUUUUUUGACAUGUUAAUAAAGUGCACUUGCUGACUGAA
Messenger RNA from Sphaeramia orbicularis (orbiculate cardinalfish), 2534 nucleotides. RefSeq names its product U-box domain containing 5 (gene ubox5). The transcript has 8 exons. Gene Ontology annotation, cellular component: nucleus. The coding region runs from base 176 to 2086 and encodes 636 amino acids. Gene Ontology annotation, molecular function: ubiquitin-ubiquitin ligase activity; ubiquitin protein ligase binding. Gene Ontology annotation, biological process: protein polyubiquitination. Lineage: Eukaryota; Metazoa; Chordata; Actinopteri; Kurtiformes; Apogonidae. The record is from RefSeq and is a predicted model, not a curated record.